UAUCUAGUUCCAGACCGCCCUCCUGAAGAAAUAUUAGCAAAAAGCCUUGGAAAGGAUGCGGUGCAGCUUGAGUGGAAUCCAGUUCUCCCGAAAUAUGCGAAUGGAGAGGUUCUUGGGUAUAAAAUAAUUUACGGUGUCGUUAACAACAUAUUGCGAACUAACAGCAUCGUACCUGCACCAGGACAUCGUCUAAAGAUCGGUGGACUGAAACCCAACACGAACUACAGCUUCCAGAUUCUUGCAUUUACCUCAAAAGGCAACGGUGCGACCAGUACAAGCUUCUUCGCAAAAACGUCUCCAGGUACACUGGAAAUCAUUGUUACAAACAAGUAAAUAGAAGAAGAGGGAAAGAAAGAAUUAAAAAAAUAAACUAGAAAUAAUAAAAUAAAGAAAUAAAUGAAAAAAAAUAAUAAUGAAUGAAUAAAUAAAAAUCGCCAAUGAUUGACUGGUAGCACAUGUCUGUCGUAAUGUCGACGGGCAUGUUAUGUCAGUUCCUAAUUAUCACAGCCAAAUUGAAAUCUAAGUCGUUGUGUUUUCUUUUUUUCGUAACAAUUGAAAACCGAGCAAACCAUGAGACCUAAUUUACAUCCACUGAAAGUUCUGUAAAAAAUUAGCUAGAUUUCUCCAUUACAGGUUUGCUAAUAAUACCAUGAAGCAAGGGCAUGAGUGUCCCAUGACAUGAAGGAUCUCAGAGUUUUAACACUGAGAAAACACUCAAAAGUGUUCAACUCCUUGUCAUGUCGAAACACGAGUAGUUUCCGCAGCUAUUUUGUUUACUCUUCAAAGGUAUUUUUGAGACUUUGAGUGUUUUCACACUGAUGAUUUUUGAAAACUGAAGGACAACUCCUCUAAAGAGCUUUUCAAAAAGUGUUUUGAUAAUACAAUGAUUCAUCUAAUAUCAACUUAAUCAGACUUGUAACAAUCCAACGGCCGGGGAAUAUUACCUUUAGUUAUUUUUUAUCUGAUGCUUUUCUUUUCAGAACCGAAGCAAAACCGAAGAAACGAUCUAGGUAGAUGCUUCAUUUAUAUUUUGAUCUUUGGUCAAAGUAAUCCUUGCAAGCACGUUAAUGUUUGUUUUUAUUUGUCUUUAUAUUUGAUAGGAAAAGGAGCCAUAGUUGCAGCUAGUGUUGUACCUGGUAUCGUUGUCUUUAGCACCAUUUUCCUCGCAAUAUACUUUGCAAGAAAGAGGCGAUUGAUAGCCCUGAACAAUGGAAAUAGUAAGUUGAUCUUACAAAAAGUAAAAUAAAAUACUUUUAGUCAGUUAUAGCUUAAGACAUACAGUGGAAAAUUCCACAUCAUAUUUAACAUAAAAACAGGAUGUUAUAAGCAAGAGAGUCUCUUGCUGGUAGCCACAUGGUACUACAAUUUUUAGUAGCUUAGCUCUGGCAUGUCCCUUACUGAGGUCAAUGGUAGAGCCUCUAGCCUUCAGUAACCAGACAGUCACUGAAUGGGUCAGAUUUCUGUUACACGAAAUUAUCUUUUUCGAGUCGCCUGUGUCACUGUUACCUUCAACAGUUAACAGGAAUUUAGCUGGAGGUGUCGUACCAUACGCUACAUCACCACUGGACUGGAUUGAUAGAAUCAUUGCUAAUAGACACGGAUACGAAGCACUCGAUGACGAAAAUGUUCUCAUCAUCACACCACGACACCAUCGCUACAUCAACAUUGCUCCUGAUGGUUCCCUAAACAUUCCACCGUACCUGAGGAACAUUGUUAUUGAGUUUGAACAAACCUAUGAAAACACACGCUACAAUAGGCUGAAAAGGUUUGUAUAUUAA
This is a messenger RNA of Porites evermanni, 1778 nucleotides long. NCBI's taxonomy places the organism in Eukaryota, Metazoa, Cnidaria, Anthozoa, Scleractinia, Poritidae. The record is from the annotation of a GenBank genome assembly.